Messenger RNA from Esox lucius (northern pike), 4175 nucleotides. It is a transcript of the gene wdtc1, whose product is annotated as WD and tetratricopeptide repeats 1. The record is from RefSeq and is a predicted model, not a curated record. NCBI's taxonomy places the organism in Eukaryota, Metazoa, Chordata, Actinopteri, Esociformes, Esocidae. The transcript is spliced from 16 exons. Gene Ontology annotation, cellular component: cytoplasm; Cul4-RING E3 ubiquitin ligase complex. The coding region runs from base 295 to 2328 and encodes 677 amino acids. Gene Ontology annotation, molecular function: protein binding. Gene Ontology annotation, biological process: negative regulation of fatty acid biosynthetic process.
UAUUAGCUAAAUGUUGAAUAUGAAGUACUUUGUUUACAGUUCACCUUUCUUUGAUAAGAGUAUUUGAGUUACUUGCUAUUUAGACAGACAUAGAUUCAGUGCGUUGGGAAGUCCCAGUUGUUUGAAUAAAUCUCACGUUAGAUUAGCUGGCUAACGCUAGCUAGCUGCCUAGCUAUAUCUGGCAAGUUGGGCAAGGAUUUCGAGGAGGUAAGACGACACAGAAAUUACAUCCCAGUCUUUGCAGAUGCCAUCUAACCUUUGACCCUUGGACCUUACACCCUAAGUCCUUGCUCUAUGACUUGCUGUGAGGCGAUGUCUGCUGUGAACAUCACCAGAGACAUCCUGCACAGGCAGAUCAGGGACAAGAGAGCAUUGGGUUUCGAAAGGCAGUAUCAUGUGACAGACCCCUUCAUCAACCGCCUGGGACUGGAGGCAGAGCUACAGGGCCACACCGGCUGUGUCAACUGCCUGGAAUGGAACGAGCGGGGAGAUCUUUUGGCAUCUGGCUCAGACGACCAGCACUGCAUUAUCUGGGACCCCUUCAGACACAAGAAGCUCACGACUAUGCACACAGGACAUGCAGCCAACAUCUUCUCUGUGAAGUUUCUCCCUCACUCAGGCGACCGCAUCUUAGUGACGGGCGCGGCAGACACAAAGGUCCAUGUGCACGACGUGUCGGUCAAGGAGACCAUCCACAUGUUCUCCGACCACACCAACCGUGUCAAGCGCAUCGCCACGGCCCCCAUGUGGCCCAACACCUUCUGGAGCGCCGCAGAGGACGGCAUCAUCAGGCAGUACGACCUGAGAGAGAACAGCAAGCGCUCAGAGGUGCUCAUCGACCUGACGGAGUACUGCGGUCAACUAGUGGAGGCCAAGUGUUUAGCUGUCAACCCCCAAAAUAACAACUACCUAGCAGUUGGCGCCAACGGACCCUUUGUUCGCCUCUACGACAUGCGCAUGAUCCACAAUCACAGGAAGUCUAUGGGUCAGAGCACAUCGGCCGGGGUGCACACAUUCUGUGACAGACAGAAGCCCAUUCCAGACGGAGCGGGCCAGUAUUAUGUUGCAGGGCACCUGCCAGUGAAGCUCCCCGACUACAACAACCGCUUGAGGGUCCUGGUGGCCACCUACGUCACCUUCAGCCCUGACGGCACCGAGCUGCUGGUUAACAUGGGUGGUGAACAGGUGUAUCUUUUUGACCUGACGUUCAAACAGAAGCCAUACACCUAUCUGCUUCCGAAGAAGUGCCAGUCUACAUCAGAUGUUCAGAAUGGGAAGACGACCAACGGCCUGUCAAAUGGGAUACACUUGCCUGCCAGCCGACUGCGUUUAACGGAAAGCAAGGUCUUCUCUGGGUCGAUUGAGCUGCCGCCUCACUUGGAGCGGAUCAAGCAGCAGGCCAAUGACGCGUUUGCGCGACAGCAGUGGACUCAGGCCAUCCAGCUUUACAGCCUGGGGAUCCACGAAGCUGGCCGCAACGCCAUGCUGUAUGGGAACCGUGCCGCCGCCUACAUGAAGCGCAAGUGGGACGGGGACCACUACGACGCGCUGAGGGACUGUCUGAAGGCCCUGUCUCUGAACCCCGGCCACCUGAAGGCCCACUUCCGGUUGGUGCGCUGCCUCUUUGAGCUGAAGUAUGUGGCCGAGGCUCUGGAGUGCCUGGACGACUUCAGAGGCAAGUUCCCUGAGCAAGCCCACAGCACCGCCUGCGAGGCCCUGGAUAAGGACAUCAAGGCGGCCCUCUUUGCCAAGAACGACUCCGCGGAGGACAAGAAGGGCAACAGCUCGAUCCGCUUCCACACGUUCAAUCGUAAGGAGUCCAUACCGGAGGACGAGGUGGUGCUGAGAGAGCGGAGCUACGACUACAAACACCGCUACUGUGGCCACUGCAACACCACCACGGACAUCAAAGAGGCCAACUUCUUCGGCAGUAAAGGCCAGUACAUUGUGAGUGGAUCUGAUGACGGCUCGUUCUUUAUCUGGGAGAAGGAGACUGCCAACCUGGUGCGGAUACUCCAGGGAGACGAGUCCAUAGUGAACUGCCUGCAGCCUCACCCCAGUUACUGCUUCCUGGCCACCAGCGGCAUUGACCCCGUGGUGCGGCUCUGGAACCCCAGGCCAGAGACGGAGAGUGAGAGCGGGAACGGCCGCGUGGUGGAGGACAUGGAGGGCGCGGCCGCCGCCAACCAGCGGCGCAUGAAUGCCGACCCCCUGGAGGUGAUGCUCCUCAACAUGGGCUACCGCAUUACCGGCCUCAGUGGCCACGGCCCCGACGGCUCCGACGAGGAGGACAGCUCCGACGGGCAGGUGCAGUGUCGGCCCAGCUAGGCUAGCACCCUCACGUGCCACAUUUACUCUGGAGGCAGCAGGACCCCCUCCGAAACCCUAAGGCUCUGUGUGUGUGUGUGUGUGUGUGUGUGUAUGUGCGUGUGUGUACCUGUGUCUUUGAGGAGGGGAACAAAGCACUGCAGAUGUUCCGUUUGUCAUCCUUCACCCCUCGAAAAUGAAAAGCAACAUCGAGAGAAUGUCAUGUCACACCUCAGCACUAUGCACCACCCCCCCGCCCCACAUCCCCAAAGCGGAUUGGAAGAGACCCGUUGGGGGAGUGGAUUCCAUGGGUGUGACAACCAUGACCGUUCACCCCUUUCACAACACCAACAACAUUACCUCAGCCUUUUCCUUCAUUGCUCCUGGACUUUCUAGGCCUUUACGGAAUGGAAGAAGAGGGCACCUCAUCACCCUACAAUCUCUCACUAUGAAUGAGGAAUCGACCAUUUCUAGGCCCUCUUCAGGAAGGAGCACAUUGGAGGGAAACACUAGAAGCAGAGACCUGCAGACAGGUCAGAGGUUAGAGGUCGAGGCCCUAAUAGUCGGUGUCCUUAACGGAGGAUGAGAUUUGAGGCUACAGGAUGUUGCCUGGUUUCAUCUGUAGUGGGCUUUUCCGUUGGAGUACGAGGGGUCACUCAGUCCCGCUCCAACUGAGAAAGUCUCUUCGAUUUAUGAAAUCGAACUUGAUCCUUGUCAGAAUUUUGGUCAACAGGAAGCCUGCACAAGGAGGCUUGGUGUGUUCCUCAAAAUCAAGUGAAAUGUGUCGAUAGAAGGUGUGGCACUUUGUUUCUUUUAAAACCUGUCAGGUUGAAAAAAAAUUGUUUCUCUUGUUAGGUUAUUCAUUUGUUAAAAGUUUUGAAAAUAAGUAAAUGGCCAAGGAUCUAUGUUGCAUUCGGCUUUGUCUGUUAUCAUUGAGAAGUUAAUGUUAGGGCUUUAUUUGCCUCUUUUUAUUGACAGGUAUGCAAAAUAUUUCCCUUUUACUUUUAAUAUAGAUUAAGAUAAACCUGUCAAGCUGAUGCAAGUAGCUGUUUUUGAGAGCGAAGCCUAUGUACGUUGUUGGAUCCUCAUGUUUUGUCCAACACUUGAACAGUUGUUUCUGUCAUUGGUUAAAUGCGUUGUAGAGACGGGUGAUUCUGAAGACAGAAUGUGGGUUUGGUUUAGGGUUCUUGAUUUCUGUCAUGGUGUUGAUAGGUCUGAAAAGCAAUUUCAAAGAUUGUUGUAUUAAACUUAAUUCUGGAAAUGGAAAUUCUUGGAACAGAAAUCCUGGUAGAUGCCUGGAUUUAGGAUUGAAUAAGGAAUCCUUCAACCAGUAUUUGUGGAUGAGCAUAGUGGGAAGGGGUUGGAGAGAGAAGGAUAUUUCACUUCAAAGGACAUCCAGCCGUCCUAACAUCACUCAUGCAUGGCAUGGAGACGACUUCAUAGACAUGAUCCCUUUUGGUGGUGUUUUCGGUGAACGGGACCCACACAUGAUCUUCUUAAAACUGUUUUAGGUGGGAAGGAUGGAAUGGAGUCGUUUCCCUUUUGGUAGCAUCAGUCCUCUGCUGCAGCUAGAGUCUUUUGCUUCUAAAGUUAAACAAAGUUUGUCUAAAAGUAACAUGGUGAAGGGCAAGUUUUGGACAACCAUCCGCUCUGUCCCCCUCUGACCAGCAAACCUUCAGCUCACUGACAACAUGAUGUGAGCUUUAAGUAGCCUAAACCUAAAGGAUGGAGUCCUCAAACAUAGGCUUCCAUGUGUAUUUUCUUUGUUAAAAGUAAUUUAAGAAAUGCUUUGUUAUUUUUUCUUGGAGAUGAAUCCAGUGACAAAGUUUGCUUCAAGAGAAAAAUAAAAGAGGACUAACAUUGUUAAA